Zingiber officinale is the source of this 2252-nucleotide messenger RNA. Its product is annotated as protein FAR1-RELATED SEQUENCE 12-like. Gene Ontology annotation, biological process: regulation of DNA-templated transcription. The record is from RefSeq and is a predicted model, not a curated record. Lineage: Eukaryota; Viridiplantae; Streptophyta; Magnoliopsida; Zingiberales; Zingiberaceae. Gene Ontology annotation, molecular function: zinc ion binding. Bases 1 to 2007 code for a protein of 668 amino acids. The transcript is spliced from 9 exons.
AUGGAGGAUGAAUCUACAAGUUGUCGUCGGUUGAAUUUUGAAGGAAAUGAAGAUAGACAAGAAGGUGACUUUGAUUAUAUUGAUGAAGGCUUGAACAUUGAAACAGAUUUGGAUAUACCACAAUUGGGAUUGGAAUUUGAAACAGAAGAAGAUGCAUAUCAAUUUUAUUUGACAUAUGCUAAAAAGGUUGGGUUUGGUGUAAGGAGAGGUAAAAGAGGAAAAGACAAACGAGAUCUUUAUGUCAAAGCAAGUCGUGAUGAAACAAGGUUUGGUUGUGAGGCUAAAAUGAAGAUUUGUAAUCGGAAAAAAAACAAGUUUACUGUGGUGCAGUUUGUUAAAGAGCAUAAUCAUUAUCUCUCAAGUCCAAGCAAAACACACCUCUAUAGAAGUCAUAGGAAUAUUUCUUCUUCUGCAGCGAUACAGAUUGAGAUGGCAAGUGAUGUGGGAAUCCCCCCAAAAGCAUCUCAUGAUCUUAUGGUGAGGCAAAUGAGAGCUGAUUAUGCUAAUUUUGGAGAUGUUGUUUGCUUUGACACAACCUACAGAAAGAACAAUGAAGGUCGGCCAAUUGCAUUGUUUGUAGGUGUUAAUCAUCAUAAACAAUCCAUACUUUUUGGUGCUGCUUUAUUAUAUGAUGAAACUAGUUUGACUUUUGAGUGGUUAUUUGAUACAUUAACUAGAGCUAUGGGUGAGAAAAAGCCAACUACUAUUCUUACAGAUCAAGAUGCAGCAAUGGCAAAGGCGUUAGCUUCUAGAUGGCCUGAAACACAUCAUCAGGAAGAUUUUAUUUCAGCAUGGAACAUGAUGUUAGCCAAGUAUACACUUGAAGACAAUGAUUGGUUGAGGCGUAUGUACAACAUCAAGGAAAAAUGGGUUUUAGUAUAUGGGCGACAAAUGUUUUGUGCGGAUAUGACUACAACCCAAAGAAGUGAGAGCAUGAAUAGUAUUGUGAAAAAGUAUGUCACUUAUAAACACAAGUUUUUAGACUUCUUCAGUCACUUCCAAAGACUCCUUGAUGAUCGUCGAUACGAGGAAUUAAAAGCUGACUUCAAAUCUAACACAACUGUUCCCUAUUUAAUGUUUUCUAUUGAGAUUUUGAAGCAUGCUAGUGAAAUUUAUACUCCUGAGGUAUACAAGUGCUUUCAACAGGAGUGGUGCUUAUCUCAUGAUUCUACUCUAGAAAUUUGUGAGGAUGUUGAUACAUUUGCAAAAUAUAAAGUUACUCCUCACAAAAAGAGAAACCAUCAUAUUGUUACACUUGAUAAGGAGUGUGAAAAAAUUGAGUGUAGCUGUAGAAAAUAUGAAUUUGCUGGAAUUUUGUGUUCUCAUAUUCUGAAAAUAUUUACGUGGAAAAAUAUCAUGAAAAUCCCAAGUGAUUAUGUAUUGAAAAGGUGGACAAGAAAAGCAAAAAUUGGAUAUUUUGGAGUUAAUGAUUCAAUGGCCAACAAUGCUACUUUGGAUCCAAAAGUACUUCAAAAUAUGCGUUACAAAGAGUUGUGUGGGUUGAAUGUUCAAUUGGUUACUAAGGCAGCAGAAAGGGAUGACACUUACAUGUUUGUUAAAGAUGCUAUGUUGAGCUUGUGUAAGAUGGUGGAUGAUAAGUUACAAGGUACUGAAUCAAAUGUCCAACAAUCAAAUGUGAGCCAAGCAUCCUGGGAAAUUGAAGGGAACUCUACUGGAGUGAAAGGGAUUAAAAUGAAGAAAAAAACGAUGUCAGGUAAAAGGUUGAAAGGUGGGUUAGAGAAGAUUUCAAGGAAAAGAAAAGCAGCGAGGAAAACAAAUCAAGCUUCAACAAUUGGUGUAGAUCAAACUAUUUCCAGCGUGGCCAGCGUACAAUGUGACCGGUUUAGUGAUCAACCUAUAAAUUUUGUGCCGACAAUUGGUAGUUCUGUUAGUAGUUUCAAUAUGACUGAGACUCAAUUUCCACCAUUAUUGACAUCACAACUUUCUCAGGUGCAAUUCCCAUAUGUGCAGUUUGCUGGACCACCUCCUGCAACCUCCUUCCCUUAGACAUCAACGAUCUCGUUCCAAAUGGUUUGAGAGUCAUACCUGAGCUUCGAUUGCUUUUGGAAAUUUUUUAGCUCUAGGGCAUUUUCAUUGAAUGCUUGUGGGAAUAUUUUGGUGGUUGUUGUCCUAGGAAUCUGAUCUCCUUAGGGUGUCUACCUUUGUUUUUGUUCUUCAUUUCCCCAUUUUGUUUUCGCUUACUUUGACUGAUAGUGCUUGUGAGUUGCAUAUUAUGGUCUUAACAUCCUUUU